UAGGUUAUGUCGGUGCGUCAGCUUUCACUCAAAGAUAAAUCAGCUAGUGUUGCCAAUCACUAGGUUUGCGAGAGUUGUGUGCAAUUAUUCUCAAAAGUUACUUGUUUCAAGAUAUUUUAGCAUCAAAGAAUACAUUAGCAUAGCAAAGAGGGGAGUGAGCAGUUAAGUUUACACUGGCAAUCAGAUUGUUAAAUGGACUACUAAACUUAUUCUAUUAAGGAAACUGAAAAAUGUCUGAUAGAAGAUUUUCAGGAGGAUCCUCUUUAGAUGAUCCUCCCAACUCUAGAUUAUUCAUAAUUGGACCCAAAACAUUGAAUGAAGAUGAUUUCAGGAAGGCUUUUGAUGAUUUUGGAGAUAUUGAAGAAAUAAGGGUUGUUAAAGAUAGAAAUACAGGGGAAAAUAAGGGAGUUUUCUAUGUUAAAUUUGCCAAAACUUCCCAAGCUGCUAAAGCAUUAGAGGAAAAAAACGGUAAAAUUAUUGGUUCCGGGAGAGCCAUCAAAAUCAUGGUAGCUUCUAGCCGUGAAAAGGGAUCUAAGAGAGAAGAGAAUGAAGAAGAAAGCCUUCAGAGAUUAUUUGUUGUUGUUCCCAAAAAUAUGACAGAUGAUGACCUGUAUGAUGCUUUCAAAGACUUUGGUGAUAUUGACUAUGCUAAUAUUAUACGUGACCGGGAAACUAGAGAAAGCAAAGGAUUUGCAUAUGUUAAGUUUACAAAAUUUUCCGAAGCAGCAACUGCUUUUGAACAGUGUGACAGGAGGAAAUUCAAACCGGUUUUUGCUGAACCAAGAAAGUCACGUGACACAAUGAGAACCUCUUUUGGCUCAGAAUCAGGUUUCAGAAAUAGUGGUCCUACUAGGGCUCCACUCAUGAGCCCACCAAGAAGCAACAUUCUUCCACCUCCUGAUCGGUACUGUGAUAAUGGUUUCACAAGACUUACAGUAAUUGCCAGUCCUGUGGUGAAUCAGGAUCAAAUGUGGAAGUUGUUUGAUAUUGUUCCGUCUUUAGAUUACUGUCAGAUAAAAUAUGAAGGAGAUCGAAUCAGACCAACUAGAGCCCUAGUGGAAGUAGUGUACACAGAUCCUAAAUGGGCAGCCUAUGCCCAAGAAAAACUUCAUGGCCUAGAGUACCCUCCAGGUUUUCGGUUGAUUAUCAAACCAGAGUAUGAACAUUCACGAUCGGGUUAUGGUAAGAGACCUUUAACAUCACCAUCAUCAGGAUCAACCUCUCUGUCGACUAAUGCUCAACCUGAUAUCUUGAAAAUCGCAGAAACUAUUGCUCAAGCAACUUCCCUAAUACAAGCAGCUGGCCUUUCACCAGAUAUAUUACAACAGAAAUUGGGUCUAAUGACAGAAGCUAGGAAGAGUGAAGUAUUCUGUAGUGUGAAAUUGCCUGAUGUAGAACCCAUGGCUAACUUUGAUUCUCAAACAGAAGCUAGAUGCUUCAUUGUUUGCACCCCAUCAGCACUACCUGGGACAGUAUUGAAAGAUGUUUUUUGUCGAUUUGGAAAUUUGAUAGAUGUCUACAUGUUGAACAAUCGGAACUGUGGAUAUGCAAGAUAUGCUGUAAAGCAGUCCGCAGAAGAUGCAAUCAAGACAUUACAUGGCUCAGAAGUUUUGGGUAUUCGUUUGAAGGUGAUUGAAGCUGAAGAGAGACCAGAGAAGAGAAGGAGAACGGGCGGAGAUGAUUGAUUCCACUGGAUUGGACUGAAAUUUGACAUAGAACUUAAGGACUUAUAGACAUAGGAGUAUCAUGUACCAAAUUCUCAGUAGCCACAAUAAAUCCAAAGUACGACAAGUAAACAUGUACAUCAAUUACAAUUAUUCACAAAACCACAUAACGAACUACCUUACUCAAUCUAUACCACAUUGAAUGAGGACUCUGAGGUAACUCGAAUUGACUUUUUAAUGUUUUUUUUAGAGAUGUGUGAUUUUCGUUUCUAUCAAAAAUAUAAUUUUCCAAUUUCAAGUGACUAGCUUUGCACUCGAAACCUUAUACAUGAUAGUUUUAUAAAUAAAGUUUAUAAACAUUU
This is a messenger RNA of Leptinotarsa decemlineata (Colorado potato beetle), 2026 nucleotides long. Its product is annotated as RNA-binding protein 45. The record is from RefSeq and is a predicted model, not a curated record. NCBI's taxonomy places the organism in Eukaryota, Metazoa, Arthropoda, Insecta, Coleoptera, Chrysomelidae. Gene Ontology annotation, molecular function: RNA binding.